Molecule: messenger RNA, 5145 nt
Organism: Populus trichocarpa (black cottonwood)
Lineage: Eukaryota; Viridiplantae; Streptophyta; Magnoliopsida; Malpighiales; Salicaceae
Product: phospholipid-transporting ATPase 1
Exons: 9
Coding region: 712-4596 (1294 amino acids)
Biological process (GO): phospholipid translocation
Cellular component (GO): plasma membrane
Molecular function (GO): ATPase-coupled intramembrane lipid carrier activity; ATP binding; magnesium ion binding
Source: RefSeq, a predicted model, not a curated record
UUUUUUCUCCUUUCACCAUCAUCGAGCACCCCUGUCCUUUUGAAUUUCCUCUUUCUUCCUUUCUCUCUCUUUAAAAUCAAACAACAAAUCGUUUAUUGUGUAAUAAAAGAAAGAUAGAUCCGAUCCGGUUCCAUAAAAGACAACCUCUGUGUUCCUCCUGUUCCUGCUUCUCUGUUGAUUGUCCAUUUUCACUAUCAUUUCGUUUUCAGUGCGUUCAUCACCUUCGUUUCUCUAAUCCCGAGACGAUAAAGCCACUCUUUCUAUUCCUCGCUCUGUCGCUCUGUUUUGGCUUGUGUAAGAGGGAAAUAAAUCUCUGGAGAUUUGUUGGUACUAUCUGGAUCGUUCAGGGAUUUGUCGUCAUUGAAUUAAAUCACAGGUUUUGUUUUUGUUUUUGUAUUUUUUAUUGUUCUUUUUUGAAAACACCAUUUGCAGUUCGGAGCUAUUUAUCAACUCUGAAACUCAAUUUCUUGGUGAGAGAGACAACAAAAGAAACAAGGGCUUGUUGCUGUAAACAAAGAUUGAAACUUUUGAAUAGGUUUUAGAUGUUCGAGGUAGAUGAAUAAUUUGUUUGUUUUGUGUGUUAAUGGGGUUUGCCAAUUUUGGAAAUAAAGAGCUGUUUUGAUUGGGUUUCGAUAAGGGAUUUGUGUUGUUAAUGGUAAAGUGGGCAAAGUUUUUAUUUGAUUCUCCAAUGCGGUCAUUGGAGGAUUAUUUAUGACUUCUGGCUGGCCACUGCUUUUAUCUUUGGAUAAUUCUCCUGUAUCGGAGCAGCCAUUGCCUCAUCAUUCUGGUAGUUUUAGUGCUUUGGGGGUGUCACGCCGGGAUUGUUCUUUCAAUACUUCUAUCCUCCAUCUUGCUCAAGGAGAGCCAUUUGAGGUAGAUUGUUCAGAGAAGGACGAAGGCAGGGCACACUUUUUUGGUGAUACUAGAUUCCGUAGUGUGAAUCCAGUUGGAGAAAGUUUUGAUUUGGUUGUGAAUACAAAGAGGCUCUAUUCUCUCAAGUCUGAGUUCUUUGAGGAAGUUCCAUUGGAAUGCCCCAAACAACGGAGCAAACACCUUGUAUGGUGGGGUGCAACUGCUAGUGAAAUGCUACAUAACAACAAUAACACAACCUUUUCAACUGGCUUUGAGAUUUCCAGGGACUGUGGUAACUUGGGCAAGCCUAAGGGGAGGAGCCGCAGGAGAAGUGUGCAAUUUGAUGAUGUGUUGCGCGAAGAAGAUGCUCGGUUCAUCUACAUUAAUGAUCCGAGGAGAACCAAUGACCAGUAUGAAUUCACAGGCAAUGAGAUCCGAACCAGCAAGUAUACCUUGAUCACCUUCUUGCCGAAGAAUAUUUUCAUUCAGUUCCAUCGGGUUGCAUAUUUGUAUUUCCUGGCUAUUGCUGCUCUCAAUCAACUUCCUCCUCUUGCAGUUUUUGGGAGAACAGUGUCCCUAUUCCCUCUCUUGUUUGUUCUUUGUGUCACGGCGAUCAAAGAUGGAUACGAGGAUUGGAGAAGGCACAGAUCAGAUCGCAAUGAGAAUAACCGAGAGGCUCUAGUUCUGCAAUGUGGUCAGUUUAGAUCGAAGAAAUGGAAAAAGAUACGAGCUGGUGAAGUUGUGAAGAUCUGCACUGAUGAGACAAUUCCUUGUGACAUGGUUUUGUUAGGGACAAGUGAUCCUAGUGGUGUUGCUUACAUACAAACAAUGAAUUUAGAUGGCGAGUCGAACUUGAAGACUAGGUAUGCGAGGCAGGAAACGUCCUUAGCAGUAUUGGAAGGUGGUGCAAUUUCAGGGCUUAUAAGAUGCGAGCAACCCAAUAGGAAUAUUUACGAGUUCACAGCCAACAUGGAGUUCAAUGGGCAAAAGUUUUCCCUUAGCCAAUCUAACAUUGUAUUGCGUGGAUGUCAGCUGAAGAACACUGGUUGGAUAAUAGGUGUUGUGGUGUAUGCUGGCCAGGAAACAAAAGCAAUGUUGAAUAGUGCAGCUUCUCCUUCCAAAAGAAGCAAACUGGAAAUUUACAUGAAUCGGGAGACACUAUGGUUGUCUAUUUUUCUGUUCAUAAUGUGUCUGGUUGUUGCAGUGGGAAUGGGUCUCUGGCUUGCACGAUAUGAGGACCAGCUUGAUUAUUUACCUUAUUACAGAAAGAGAUACUUCACGCCCGGGAAGGAUUAUGGGAAAAGAUACAAAUUUUAUGGGAUUCCUAUGGAGAUUUUUUUCUCAUUUUUGAGCUCUAUCAUAGUGUUUCAGAUAAUGAUUCCCAUUUCUCUUUAUAUUACAAUGGAGCUGGUUCGUAUAGGGCAGUCCUAUUUCAUGAUUGGAGACAGGCACAUGUUUGAUAGUAGUUCUGGCUCAAGGUUUCAGUGCAGAUCCUUGAACAUAAAUGAGGAUCUGGGUCAGAUACGCUAUGUUUUUUCAGACAAGACAGGGACACUUACUGAGAACAAAAUGGAAUUUCGAAGAGCAAGUGUAAAUGGGAAAAGUUAUGGAGGCUCCUCGCUAACUGCUGAGCAAUUGCUGGAAGAGAACAUUUCAGCUGCAACUACACAAAAGAGAUGGAAACUUAAAUCUACUAUUACUGUUGAUUCUGAGCUCUUGAAAUUGCUGCACAAAGACUUAGUUGGAGAUGAAAGAAUUGUUGCACAUGAAUUUUUCCUUGCACUAGCUGCAUGCAACACCGUGAUCCCAGUCCGUACUCAUGAUGGAUUUUCUAGUUGCACAGACAGUCAAAUUUUUGAGGAUGUAGAAACUAUUGACUAUCAGGGUGAAUCUCCUGAUGAGCAAGCUUUAGUUGCUGCUGCCUCUGCUUAUGGUUAUACUCUCUUCGAGCGAACAUCUGGACAUAUAGUAAUUGAUGUUAAUGGUGAGAAACUAAGGUUGGGUGUUUUGGGCAUGCAUGAAUUCGAUAGCGUGCGGAAACGAAUGUCUGUUGUAAUCAGAUAUCCUAAUGAUGCUGUAAAAGUGCUGGUCAAAGGUGCUGAUUCUUCAGUGUUGAGUAUUUUAGCAAAAGACUUAGGGAAGGAUGAUCAUGCAAGGCGUUCAGCAACAUACAGUCAUUUGACGGAAUAUUCAUCACAAGGUUUGCGCACACUUGUGAUUGCUGCCAGGGAUCUUACAGAGGAAGAACUUGAGCUGUGGCAAUGCAGGUUUGAUGAUGCAAGCACUUCUUUGACUGAUAGAGCAGCAAGGCUACGCCAAACAGCAGCUCUCAUAGAGUGCGACUUGAAUUUACUUGGUGCAACUGCAAUUGAAGACAAGCUACAAGAAGGUGUGCCGGAAGCCAUUGAGUCCCUACGGCAAGCAGGGAUCAAGGUCUGGGUUCUGACUGGUGAUAAGCAAGAGACGGCAAUGUCUAUUGGCCUCUCUUGCAAACUCCUGACACCAGAUAUGGAGCAAAUUAUUAUAAACGGCAAUUCAGAGAAUGACUGCAGAAAACUUUUGUCUGAUGCUAAGGCCAAGUGUGGUUUAAAUUUAUCAAACAAAGGAAGCCAAUAUUUGAAAUGCAAUGCUGAAAUGGACUACCUUCAGAGGCCAGAAAGGAAGGAGGAAGUGCCACUAGCUCUCAUAAUUGACGGGAACAGUUUGGUAUACAUUUUGGAAAAAGAACUCGAGUCAGAGCUUUUUGACAUCGCAACUUAUUGUAAGGUUGUGCUUUGCUGUCGUGUUGCACCAUUACAGAAGGCAGGGAUUGUUGAUCUAAUCAAGAGCCGAUCUGAUGAUAUGACAUUGGCUAUUGGUGAUGGAGCUAAUGAUGUUUCAAUGAUCCAAAUGGCGGAUGUUGGUGUUGGAAUAUGUGGUCAGGAAGGGCGUCAAGCAGUUAUGGCAUCAGAUUUUGCUAUGGGACAGUUUCGGUUCCUGAAAAGACUACUUUUGGUACAUGGACACUGGAAUUAUCAACGCAUUGGUUAUUUGAUUCUCUACAACUUCUACCGCAAUGCUGUUUUUGUAUUGAUGUUAUUCUGGUAUAUAUUGUUCACAGCUUUUUCAACAACGUCAGCAUUGACAGAUUGGAGCAGUGUUCUUUAUUCUGUUAUCUAUACUUCUGUGCCUACCAUUGUUGUUGGUAUUCUGGACAAGGACUUAAGCCAUCGGACACUGUUACAGUAUCCAAAACUUUAUGGUGUGGGGUAUAGACACGAGGCUUACAAUAUACACCUAUUCUGGGUCAUGAUGGCUGAUACACUAUGGCAGAGUCUUGUUCUCUUUGGCAUACCCAUCUUCAUUUAUAAGGAAAGCACAAUUGAUAUAUGGAGCAUAGGCAAUUUGUGGACAGUAGCAGUUGUUAUCCUUGUCAAUAUACACCUGGCAAUGGAUGUUCAACGUUGGGUUUCUAUUACUCAUCUUGCUGUUUGGGGAUCAGUGAUCGUUGCAUUUGCUUGUGUGGUAGUAUUGGAUUCUAUACCUAUCUUCCCUAAUUAUGGGACCAUUUACCAUCUGACAAAGUUGCCUACCUAUUGGCUCACCAUUUUUCUCAUAAUAGUUAGUGCAUUGCUCCCUCGUUUUCUAUUGAAGCUUGUACAUCAUCAUUUUUGGCCAUCAGACAUUCAGAUAGCAAGAGAAGCUGAGAUACUGGGAAGAGGACCUGAUUAUUGGGGAUCAAAACCUGUUGGAAGUUCCAGCUGAGAUGUAAAUUACUUCAUAGAAACGCACACUUGAAGAUAGCUUUCAUCAAGUUAUCCAUUGUCUGGCUUUCCUGUAGCUGGAAGCUGUAAAGUUCAAUGAUGAGUUGCACAAGUUCUUUUCACCAACAUUGGAAACCGGUCAUGCAUACGACAACAAAGCAGCAAAACUAUGUUAUGGAUAGAAAGGGAAGACAGGAUGGUUUGCUAUGAUCGGCUGGCACAAACAGUAACAUUUCCAUGAUUUGAUAGAGGGAAAAUAGUUGGAAAACGGCCUUUAGAGGAUGGAGCUCAGGCAACAAAGUUGAUUUUCAUAGCAAUGGUGUCAGCAGACGUGGAAUUGCUGGGAGUUGGUCAGAAUUUAGAAAUGAUAUCACAAUGAUGAGGGUCUAUGGCCGAAAGAAGAGAAGUGAGAUAUAGACCAAUACAAGAGCAGGGAGAGAAAGAAAUGAUGUAUAUAACAGUUCCAUGUAAAGGGCAGGCUUGGCAUUUUCUUCAGCACAUUUGACCUAAUGGAAUGAGAAAAGGUAAUUGUUACCAUGUUUUCCUUCAA